Molecule: messenger RNA, 5483 nt
Organism: Wyeomyia smithii (pitcher-plant mosquito)
Lineage: Eukaryota; Metazoa; Arthropoda; Insecta; Diptera; Culicidae
Exons: 9
Coding region: 156-5411 (1751 amino acids)
Biological process (GO): proteolysis
Cellular component (GO): extracellular region; membrane
Molecular function (GO): serine-type endopeptidase activity; chitin binding; protein binding
Source: RefSeq, a predicted model, not a curated record
AUGAAUGGAAUGGCGAUCCCGAAUGGAUGUAGGCACUCACAAGCCUUAUCAGAAUGCUGUGCGAAUUCGAAACGAGAGGACGUGUUUUCUACUACGUAGAAGUUCGGUACAGGACCAUAUCAUAGUGCCUUAACGGACACAUACUCUAUAGGAUAAUGCAGUCCCAGAAGCGAUGGCUUAUCUGGGCAGUGGUGAUACUGGCCCUAAUAAAGGAUAUCCGUGGUAUAUACGACCCACGGACCAGCUCAGGACCAAAUUUUAACAUGAUGCCUCAAGUGCACAGCGAUUACAGUAAAGUGCACACUCACAAAGCUCGAUCUUACGAGCCGAACUACGCGCGAAGUGACAACAAUCCUCAAUACCAUGCAUCCCCGUACCAGCACACCCUGAAUUCUCCGGCAACAACACCAACGGUCACAACAGAGCUAUACAGGCGCCCUACUUCGGCAUCGAAAUUGUCGGAACCGAAGGUCGAAUAUGGCAAUGAAAACGUCAUAUUGGAUGCUAGCAAUCAGAAGCUUAGAGCAGGAAAAACAACAGACAACGAAAACUUCAAUGGUCUACAGUGUCCACCAUUACAAUCCGGUCACUUUGUGUACAUCAUGGAUUGCAGACAGUUUUUAAACUGUUGGAAAGGCCGCGGUUACAUCCAGAGUUGUGCCCCUGGGACAUUAUUUAAUCCGGAAAUUAGACAGUGUGAUCAUCCAUCCAAGGUGCAAUGCUUCACUUCGAACACGAUGGAAAGUUAUCAAGGCUUGUCUCAGUUGAGGAAACCUGGAAACCCGCAAUUUUCGGCUUUAACGGAUUAUGAUACUGGGUCUUUCCAAGUCACUGCAGUUAGAUGUCCACCCGAUGUGAUUGGACUUCGCGAACACCCUACAGACUGCAGGAAAUUUCUGAACUGCAAUGCAGGAUCUACUGUCAUUCAAGAUUGUGGACCGGGAACGGCCUUUAAUCCUCGAAUUUCCGUUUGUGAUCACAUACAUAAUGUGGAUUGUAAUCGAUACCAGAAUUUAAUAAAUUCCGUCCCUGUUCAACCAAAUAACCCCGACGCAGAGGAAAUUGAUGUUGAAAAUGUCACAUACGAUAUAGAUGUUCGAUUCAACGUCGAUGAACCAAAGCCGACAACUAGGCCAAAUAUUCCGCUGCAAGUCCCUCAACCUAUCUAUCAUCGAGCUGCUUCAAGUGAAAUUCGACCAGUAUAUGCACCACCAGCCAGCACAACUACCCCGCGAAUGAACCUAGCUAAUACACGAUACAACCCCACGUUGUACCGACCGAACGUCACCCCUAAUCCUAAUCGCCUACCCGGUGAUGAUUCGAAUCUUCCUAUCAGUGACGCACUUAAAAUGUUGCUCAAACCAUAUCUAACCAACAACGUCAUUCAACUCAAUAUGACUAAAGUCAAUUCCAUGAUGAGUUCUACUACCACUACCACAAAACUUGAUUUGGUACAACGUAGUGACCUCUCAGAUCUUCCAGUACUUGGAUUACACCAAACUCCAAAGCCCGAAAAUAAGCUGUCUCCCUACAUGGCAUCUCCGUUCAAUGUCAACUCGCUUCAAGCAGGACAAUCACCUUUCUACGGCAUGCCAACUAAUCGUCCUCCGACCCCGUAUGGUUUUAGACCUGUGAACUCCCACUUUAAUCGCCAGCAUGCGUCGCCACCUUUCUUCUACGAUCAACAAGCACAACCAUACCAUCCACUGCUCCGCCAACGCACAACUACUCCAGCGAUACGAAGCCGUUUCGGUGAAGAUUCACCACAAUGGCGACCAAUGGCCACUAGUUCAACUACAGCUCAGCCAACAACGACAACAGUGGAUCCAUGUAAAGAUAAGUUUAUUUGUGGUAAUGGAAAAUGCAUCGAACAAACACAAGUCUGCAACGGCGUUGAUGAUUGUGGAACUCGAGCUGACGAACGCAAUUGUAGCCACAUCGGGUAUGAAGUACGGCUGUCCAACAAACAUCAGGGACGAAUUGAGGUAAAGGUGUUCGAUAAGUGGGGCUAUGUAUGCGAUGAUAACUUUAGCAUCGAAGCGGGCAAUGUGUUGUGCCGGGAAUUGGGUUACGAGCAAGGAGUAUUGGAGUUGAAACCUAACUCGCACUAUCCACCUCAUAAGUCAAUGAUGAACGGUGACAACCCGAUAUUCAUCAUGGAUGAGAUCAGAUGUACGGGAAAUGAAUCUUCGUUGAAGGAAUGUACCUUCUCCGGUUGGGGAGUGCACAAUUGCAACGCCGAAGAAGUUAUGGGUGUAGUUUGUAAGACACCCGUGAUGACCUGCCCGAUUGAUUACUGGCUUUGCGAUACGUCAUCCGAGUGUGUUCCGGUGGGUUUCCUGUGCGAUAACGUAAUGGAUUGCGCUGAUGGAUCGGACGAAAGUGUUGCGCACUGUAAUGCUCCAUUAGAGAUGCGUCUUGCUGAUGGCCCUAGCCCAUCGGAAGGGCGAGUUGAAGUAAAGUACCGUGGUAUCUGGGGCACGAUUUGUGAUGACGACUUUGGUUUGCGGGAAGCUCGUGUCGUGUGUCGCCAGCUCGGGCUAAACGGAACAGCAGAGGUGCGAAAGAAUUUCUACAAGCAAGGUACGGGACAGAUAUGGCUGGACCAAGUCGUUUGUAACGGUAAUGAAACUUCGAUCGAUAAUUGUAUACACUGGCACUGGGGUGAACACAACUGUGGCCAUACUGAAGACGUUGGAAUUAGAUGCGGAACACCGAGGACCAACAGGCCAACACCUGCUCAACUUCGUUCUAUCGGCAAAUCACUUAAAUUCGAUUAUAUUGAAAAAUCCAGCAAAAUAUAUCCGGAUAGUUGUGGAAAGGUACAAGUGGAUCCAAAAGCAGUUAAGCCGACGUACGGUUCUCGUGUUAUUCAUGGUGGGGAAACAGUUUAUGGACAUCAUCCUUGGCAGGCUGCCCUUAGAGCGAAGAAACAAGGAAAAUCUGUACACUGGUGUGGUGCCGUUUUGAUAUCUAAGUAUCACAUUCUGACUGCGGCUCAUUGUCUAGUUGGAUACCCGAAAGGAGCAUACAUGAUUCGUCUGGGAGAUUACAAUACGGAAGCACUCGAACAGGCGGAAUUAGACAUAUUCAUUGAAGACUAUUACAUUCACGAACAUUUUAGGGAAGGCCAUCACAUGAACAAUGACAUUGCGGUAGUUCUCCUCAAAACCCCAAUUAGGUUCAACGAAUUCGUUCAACCGGUAUGUUUACCAGCGAAAAGUCAGGCGUAUCAGGACAGUAUGAACUGUACGAUUUCUGGCUGGGGAUCGACUCAGUCUGGAUCCUCAGCACAUUCGCUGGAACUGAGAGCGGCCAAGGUUCCACUGAUUUCGGAUACUGUUUGCAACCAACCGGAAGUCUACGGGAAUAAUGUCACCGAUGGAAUGUUCUGCGCCGGACCGCUGGAUGGUAAUGUUGACGCCUGCGAGGGAGACUCCGGUGGACCAUUGGUGUGCACGAGUGAACGUGGACACACACUAUACGGCAUCAUAUCGUGGGGAUUCCAUUGCGGCUAUGUCAAUAAGCCUGGUGUGUACGUGAAGGUUUCCCAUUAUCUGGACUGGAUCGAGCAAAAGCUUAAACAAUCCCUCCACAUGUACGGCACACCUCCCUUGUAUGGCCAACAAGCGCAGCAAUAUCACCCGCAACUUCGCGCACGCACAAAAUGCAUCGAACAGAUGCAAAUCUGCAACGGCGUGGAUUGUGAAACUCGAGCUGACGAACGCAAUUGCAACCAAACCAAGUAUGAACUUAGACUGUCCAAGAAACAUCUGGGACGUGUCGAGGUAAAGGUGUAUGACAAGUGGGGCUAUGUGUGCGAUGAUAACUUCAGCCUCGAAAAGGGUAACGUGCUGUGCCGAGAGUUGGGUUUCGAGCAAGGAGCAUUAGAGUUAAUUCCUGAUUCACACUACCCACCCAAUAAGUCGGCGAUGAACGGUAACUAUUCGAUAUUCAUCAUGGAUAAGAUCAGAUGUACGGGAAAUGAGUCUUCGUUGAAGGAAUGUGCCUCCUCCAGUUGGGAUGUGCACGAUUGCAACACCGAAAAAGUAAUGGGGGUAGUUUGUAAGACACCCGUGAUGACCUACCCGAUUGAUUACUGGCUUUGCGAUACGUCAUUCGAAUGUGCCCCGGUGGGUUUCCUGUGCGAUAACCGAAUGGAUUGCGCUGAUGGAUCGGAUGAAAAUGCUGCUCGCUGUAAUGCUCCAUUAGAGAUGCGUCUCGCUGAUGGUGCAAGCCCAUCGGAAGGGCGAGUUGAGGUGAAGUACCGUGGUAUCUGGGGUACGAUUUGUGAUCAUAAUUUCGGUUUGCGGGAAGCUCGUGUCGUGUGUCGCCAGCUCAGACUAAACGGAUUAGCGGAGGUGCGAAAGAAUAUGUACAAGCAAGGUACGGGACAAAUAUGGUUGGACCAAGUCGCUUGUAAUGGUAAUGAAACUUCAAUCGACGACUGUCCACACGGACACUGGAGUGAACAUAACUGUAGCCAUACUGAAGAUAUUGGAGUUAGAUGCGGAAUACCUCGAACCAGUAGGCCGACACCUGCUAAACUCCGUUCUAUCGAAUCCCUUAAAUUCGAUUAUGUUCGAAAAUCCAAAAAGAUCUAUCCGGAUAUUUGUGGAAAGGUACAAGUGGAUCCAAAAGCAGUUAAACCGACGUACGGUUCUCGUGUUGUUCAUGGUGGGGAAACAGUUUAUGGACAUCACCCUUGGCAGGCUGCCCUUAGAGUGAAGAAACAGGGAAAAUCUGUACACUGGUGUGGUGCCGUUUUGAUAUCCAAGUAUCACAUUCUGACAGCGGCUCAUAGUCUAAUUAAAUAUUCGAAGGAAGCAUUUAUUAUUCGUCUAGGAGAUUACAACACCGAAGUACUCGAUCAGGCGGAAAUAGAUAUGUUUAUAGAAGAAUACUACAUUCACGAACACUUUAGAAAAGGCCAUCACAUGAACAAUGACAUUGCGGUAGUUCUCCUCAAAACUCCAAUUAGAUUCAACGAAUUCGUUCAACCAGUAUGUUUAGCAGUGAAAAGUCAGCUGUAUCAGGACGAUAUGAUCUGUACGAUUUCUGGCUGGGGUUUGACGCAUUUUGGAUCAUCAGUUUAUUCACUGGAACUAAGAGCGGCUAAGGUUCCACUACACUCGGACGAAGUUUGUAACCAACCGGAAGUCUAUGGGUCUAAUGUCACCGAUGGAAUGUUCUGUGCCGGAGCGCUGGAUGGUGGUGUUGACGCCUGCGAGGGAGAUUCCGGUGGACCAUUGGUGUGCAGCAGUAAGCGUGGACACACUCUGUACGGCAUGGUAUCGUGGGGAUUCCACUGCGAUAGUGUCAAUAAGCCAGGUGUGUACGUGAAGGUUUCCCAUUACCUGGACUGGAUCGACCAAAAGCUUAAACAAUCCCUUCACAUGUACGGCGUGUAGAGAGUCGUUUCGGAAGUACCUUAACUUUCAAUAAUCUUAACCUCCAAGAAGAUAUACUGUUAUCAUCAUACA